Penicillium lagena is the source of this 1917-nucleotide messenger RNA. RefSeq lists its product as uncharacterized. The record is from RefSeq and is a predicted model, not a curated record. Bases 1 to 1917 code for a protein of 638 amino acids. Gene Ontology annotation, biological process: DNA-templated transcription; regulation of DNA-templated transcription. Lineage: Eukaryota; Fungi; Ascomycota; Eurotiomycetes; Eurotiales; Aspergillaceae. The transcript is spliced from 4 exons. Gene Ontology annotation, molecular function: DNA binding; DNA-binding transcription factor activity, RNA polymerase II-specific; zinc ion binding.
AUGCCAAAAACUUCGGCUUGUAUGCCCUGCGCAAAACGCAAGGUCCGCUGCGACCGACAAGAACCAUGCUCUCAUUGCAAGCGCCGCAAGAGAGAUGACUGCACCUAUCCUGACGUGUCGUCCGAAACACGCAUCAAGUAUCUCGAGGAGCUCGUCCGAAGCCUCGGGGGCAGCCCCGAGAGCGAAGAGAGUUCCGUGAAUACCGGGGCUAGCACUACUGCAUUAGUCCCGCUCAGAAAGCGAACGCUUCCAGUUCAACAUGAUCAAAAUUAUCACCGAAGAACCGACUGGGCCAGAUCUGCCCCAAACAAUGACCCGGUCAUUGUAGAAGAAGGUGGAGAGAGGGUAUAUUUGGAGGCUAUAGGUGCUCUACAAAACAUCAUUCAGUUUGACGAUACUAUUGAUCUGGCAAGCGAACAUCCCACGCCCGAAAAAGCCGCCGUUUUGUGGACUGCGUGCAAUCGGAAUGUGAUCCCUCUGGUGAAGAUUUUAUUCCAGUGGGAGCUUGACCAGAUGCGUUCGACAGCUUUAUCUCCCAAUGCGACCUAUGAAUUUCUUCCCCAGGAACAUGCUCUGUUUUUCGCGAUCUAUCUGAACACCGUCACAAGCCUAUCGGAAGACGAAUGCUUAGAGUCAUUGGGCCAGCCAAAGAAGUCGCUGCUGUCUAAAUACCGAGAAUUCUCAGAAAAUGCGUUUGCUCGGGCAGACUUCCUCGGGCGCUCCGAAGUGGCACUGGUGCAAGCUUCCAUUUUCUACAUCUCGGCAUCAAUAGAUGAACUUAGCACACGAAGUCUCUGGUCUUUCAUAGGGGUAGUAAUUCGCCACGCAGAAAGACUGGGCCUUCAUCGGGACGGUAUUCUCCUGAACCUUUCACCCGCCGAAACAGAGAAGCGACGACGCAUCUGGUGGCAGCUGCAACAUCUAGAUAUCAUUCUAGCUGUCAGAUCGGGAUCUAUAUCUCUGGUUUUGAUGGCCGACUGGGAUGUCAAACUGCCCUUGAAUAUUGAAGACGAAGACAUCAGUCCAACUUCCACGGACUUCCCACCGGAGCGCAAAGGACUCACGAGCAUGUCCUUCUGCCUCUGGACAUACUAUGUCCUAGAAACUCAACGCUCAUUCCGAAGACCUGACGGUUGUCGUGUAGGAGGGUCUUGGCAGGCCGAUAGGUCUUUGUCAGGCACGCAGAAAGAAGCAUUUAUGGAUGAGCUUGAAAAAGGCAUCAACGUCAAGUUCAUUCAAUAUUGCGACCCCGUCGUCCCACUCGAGCUUUUGAUUCUCAUUAUGUCGAGGGCAUUUAUGUGGGAUAUGCGUCGGCUAAUUUUACAUUCUGAUGAAAUCAUGCGAGACGCUUCUGAACCCGUCGACGAGCGUGGGAAGAAAGUGUUAACCGCGUGCGCUCGCUGUCUCGAGUACGAUGUUUAUCUCCAUUCUCAGAAAACACUUGAGAGAUUCUACUGGCGCGCAACAACCUUUUUUUCAUGGCAUGCUUUUGUCUAUGUGAUUGGCGACGCUUCACGGUACGGUGAUGGCUCUGAAGAAACCUGGGAGCUACUAGGCAAACUCUACUUAACCAAUUCGCAUCUUUCGAAUUUCGCAGACGACCGGAGAAAACCUCGUGCUGCUGACAUGAUUCUCAGUGUCUGGCAAACUUAUGAGAAAUCUUUCAGCGAAAGCCGACACACCAAGCCCCAACGGCCUGACUUUCUGAAGCAGCUGGAGGCGUUGUUGAUGGCGGGUAAAGUGCUGGCACAAAAUACCGACCAUCAGUCUCUCUCUAGCACCCAAGGUCCUGUAAUGGAUGCAAGUUACCUGCCUGAGGAAGCAGAGAAAAUCCCGGCAGAUUAUUCGCCUAUGAAUCUUACCUUUGAUCUAGAUCCGACCGAUAUCGAUUGGUCGUUCUGGAGCAACUGGAAGUGA